AUGAAGCGUGCAACAACGCCAUGUGCUGCAGAAGAUCGGCGGCGGAAGACCUUCGACGAACAUGUUGACCAAUUGCUAUACAAUUUUAAGGAGCAGCUUGUGCGAGCACAUGACCGCGACCUUACGUGGUUGAUGGGGUCUGGGUCGAGCGUUGGCAGCAAGAAGAUAACGCGAGAGGAUUUCAACUCGGCGGUGUUCAUGGGCUCGGCGGCUUUGUCCGAUGGGCCGUGGACCCGCAACUCACUCCCAGAGCAAUCUACGCUGCAACCGGAGCCUCCGAAAUGCAGCACUGACUCCAAUGAUGGGAUGGUCGACAGGAUAGGGAGCAUUGGCAGUUACCUGAGCUCCCGGGCUUCCCGAACUUCAAGAAGAUCAAGGUUUCGCCAGAUUGCUGCACUUGGUGAAAUAGGUUCGGACGAGGUGAUGCCGCCAACAACAAUGCCAAUGCCGACUAUACAAGGCAUGUGGCGGGCGAUGUCUACAACAUCAGCUGUUUCGCAAGGCAGCGCAACGACACUGUCAGAAGCUACGGCAAACACGGCUGUGCUGAAUUGGGCUGACAUCACAACACGUUUGUUGAUGGACAAUGAUGUCCCUAUGUUCAACCUUCACCCACGGUGGACCAACACUGCGGCAAGUACAUUGACGCCCCGCGAGCUCCGUGACUACGAUGGCGACAGCAACAUGCGAGCGUCGAGGUCGUUGGCUUCAUCAUCGAUUGGCUACGAGCCAGCUUCCCCUCCAGAGGGUUCAUGCAGAUUGUGCAUCAUGCAUCCGAACUCCAACGCCAGAUUGGCAUGGACGGUCUUGACAUUUGUGGCGUGGACCUUCGAGUUUGUAACAGUUCCCCUGGAGUUAGCCAGUGAGAUCUCCAUUUACAAUCGCCCUCUUCUUGCAUGGUGCCUCAUGGUCAUUUGGACAAUUGACAUCUUCCUGAGCUUUCGCACCGGUGUCUAUGUUGAGGGGCGUCUUCACAUGGACUGCCGAACCAUAGCGCGGGAGUAUGCCAAGUCAUGGCUGCUGCUCGAUCUGAGCGUGGUCAUCGUCGAGUACGUGGCAUUUCUCUCUCACACGCUUACAGCGUCCACAGUCUCCUUACUGCGCAGCUUCCGUUUUUUCCGGCUUGUCAAGAUGCUCCGGUUCAAGAGACUGCACUCCAUGCUGAACGAGAUCCUUUUCGAGCGGGCCAAGGUUCUAGCUGUGAACAUAUCGAUGUUCAAGACGUGUUUGGCUUACCUUGCUGGCCUCCACAUAUUGGCCUGCUUCUGGCUUUUCUUGAGAACGUCCACUGCUCGAGGGAGAGAUUACUUUGCGGAGCAUGGGGUCGUCAUCGGGGAGUUGGCGGACACUGCGCACGCCUACUUCAUCUCGGUUCACUGGGCUUUGGACUUCCUCCUGUGGUGUGAGAUUGACUUGUUGAUUGAGUCGCAAGCAGAUCAAGUGUUGGCUGCUGUGGCCCGCUUGAUCGGUUUCGUUGGCACCUCCAUCUUCCUGGCCAGGAUUGCGUUCCUGGUCCAGCAGUUUGUGGACUCGAGGUUGAACAACAUGCAAGACCUUUGCAACCACUUCUUGGAAACGCACUCCAUCUCCACCGACCUUUCUGUGCGGAUGAAGAAGUUCGUGAUUUCCUGCUACCAGCAGUCGUGGUUGGAAAGCAGGCUCCAGGAGGAGCUGGCGCUGUUCGCGAAGAUGCCAAAGGGUUUGCAGACGGAAUUGUACGAAGAGUCUCGUGGUCCAUAUCUUACAAAGUGUUGUUUCAUGUUGGAGUUCCAGGACCGUUUUCGCCCCUGCUUUCGGCAUAUUUGCGCCGAGGGUCUGACAGAGGUUGUCGCACAACGGCAAGAUGUGAUAUUCACGUCGGGUUACCACGGCGGCGCCAUGCUGUGUUUGGUGUCAGGGAUGUACAGCUACAAGCUGGCAAGGAAGCACACCUUGUUGGGACACCUGGGGCAGCUGCUGGCCCCAAAAACCUUGAGGGCAAGGCAACUGCCUCUUGGACCUGGACGAGCCGUCUGUGAGAUUGCACUUUGGACCAACUGGAUUCACACGGGCACGCUGCAGGUUCUCCAGAGCGGCUAUUACUACAUCGUGUCGGCAGAUGUGCUUGGCAACAUCAUCGCGGCGUACCCAGAAGCUCACCGCACCGCCACCGCGUAUGGGCGGCUCGUGGUGAUUCAACUGCAUCACGUGCGCAAUGAUUGCACGGACCUCACACCCCUAGAGAUCGACUUCGCAGCUCUGCGAAAGGUCACAGUCAAAUUCUUGACGGAGGGUCACAUGGUGUUUCUGUCGCACUUCAAGAAGGAAGCGGGAACGGAGGCGGCACUCAUGCAAGAUGCCUUGACGAACAAAAUCCAAACAGACCCACAUCAUCCCGCGCACUAUCUUGAACAUCCCGUUUUCCUGGAUUCGGAGAAUUUGGAAGAUCUUACAAAGCUGAGGGAUCAUAUCCAAAAGAGCCGUAACAUGGUGAUCCUGCUGACGCCGGGUAUCUUUGAGCGGCCCUGGUGCUUGGUAGAGAUCGUUUCAGCAUUCAAGCAAAACAAGAAUAUCGUUCCGGUGGAGAUUCAGAAGCCUGACAUGAAAUUCGAGUAUCCAGACGAGGACUUCCUGGCGUAUCUUUGCAGCGGUGGCUUCUUCACAGAGACCGAUAUGCAAAUCUUCGCCGUCGAGCAGAUCGAGCUGAGCGAGAUCGAGGCCGCCGUUCGACACAUCCUCACCAAGAUUUCUGUCACUUUCUCACCUCACAAAGCGAGCUCCAUCCGGGAUGUGGAGAUCAGGCUGGAACGGGAGAUCGGCUUCAGCUGCUUAAGGGCUUACGGGGAUCGGCUUCGGUUAGAUGCGCUGUUGGUAAGCAGCCGUUGCUGGGCCGUCUCCUCCUACACUGUUGCACUGAGUAUUGCCGAUCAUCAUGCCGAGGAGAUGGAGGGAAGAAGGGAAGAAGGGAAGAAGGGAAGGUGCCUUGCAAGCCCGAAGUCCGCUGCACAAGCGCUGCGCGAGCUUGCGAGGCAGAAGUCCUGGAGCUCAGCACUUCAGGCUCUUGAGGCUAUGGAGGGUGCGGGCGUUGAGGUGAAUGUCUUCCACUUGAGCAUCGUCAUGAGCGCUUGUGAGAAAGCCUCGGCCUGGCGGGAAUCCUUGGGCUUGUUCUUCGGAAGCCGCACAAAGGAUCUGGACACCGUGUGCUUUAACUCGGCCAUCAGCGCCUGUGGGAGAUGCGCGCACUGGGAAUGUGCCUUGGAGCUGCUCGACAUGCUGUGUGGAAGCUUUCAGCCCAACACCAUCAGCUACAACGCUGCCAUCAGCGCCUGCGGCAAAUCCAGCUGCUGGACAAGGGCACUUGGGACCUUUGCAGACAUGCAGAGUGCGAGGAUUGACAAAGACCGAAUCAGCCACAAUGCCGCCAUCAGUGCGUGUGAAAAAGCGGGGGAGUGGGACCGAGCCCUGACUCUGCUCUCGCGCAUGGGCCAAGAGCAGCUGGCCCCAGACGUCGUGAGCUACGGUGCGACAAUCAGCGCCUGUGAGAAGGGAAGUCAGUGGCAGCCAGCCUUGGCAGUCUUGCGCUGCAUGUUGCAAGACCGCAGUGCGCCUUCCGACAUUUGCUGGAACGCGGCAAUCAGUGCGUGCGAGAAGUGCGAGCAGUGGCAGCGUGCCUUGGUCCUCUUGUACUUAAUGCCUGCUAUGGCGCUGACACCAGAUGUUGUGAGCUUCAAUGCUGCAAUCAGUGCAUGUGAGAAAACCGGGCGCUGGGAGCAAGCUUUGGUGCUUCUGCGUGCUGCUCCUCGGGCAGGGGUCAUCACAUUCAACGCAGCCAUCAGCGCCUGUGAGCAGCUGUUCCGCAUCAUGCCACAGCCGCACCUUUGCACAGCCAUGGCGCCUCCCCGCCGCUGUCUGCUGCCGCUCACCGUGGCCGUUGCGGCCAUUGCCGUCUUGCGCAGCACGGCCUUCUGCUGGAUCUCUGGCCCGACCCUCACCCUCUCCCGGCGUCCAAGCUCUUUGUCGCAGGUGUGCCGUCAGGCCGUUGAUCCAGGUGAUUGCAAGGCCGUGCGCAGCAACGCAGUUAAUGGAGUGGUCCUGCCUGACAUGGACGCGGAUGAGCCUGCUUGGCUUUCCUUUGUGAUCUCUCGCUACUUGGAUGAGGAGUGGAUUGAGCAACCGGUGCACAAAGAGAUCGGGGAUGCUGUCGCAAAAAUCUACUCACAGGCACGUAACGAAGGUGACAAUGACCUUGUUGCCGUCCUGGCGACACUGUCCUAUGGCUUGAAGGACAUGUGGAAUUCAGCUGGCUUCACGGAAGCCUUCGAAGGCCCCGUGGACGUUGCGAACCGCGUGGCCGAACUUUUGAUGCUGCGGAUGGGCGGAGAGGUGUGGAGCUACGGCCGCAGCAACUCCGAUGUGCAGAAGAAGAUGAUGAAACGCCUCGAUGAGUACGAAGAGUUCAUCGUUGGCUUCAACCAAUUCCAUCGCCAACGUGACCACAGCCCAGCUCGGAUCCUCGGAGCCUUCUUCGGAUCCUUGGAGCCUGGGGACAUCGGCUUGCGCUGGCCCCCGAGCUUCGAAUACUUGAGCUUGGGCGCCCGCUUUUCCUUCUUCGGCGGCGCUUUUGCAUGUCUGAGGUCAGCAGGCACUGGGCUGUUGUUGUCAUGGCUUAUGUGUUACAAGCAUGGACCCCAUAUGGGCUCGGAGCUGACUCAGACUUUCCCAAGCGUUGCCCAGCAGAUGGGUGUCCCUGUGGGAAGGGUGAUCGCUGGCAGCAAGCGCUCGGGCUGCUGGAAGUCAUGCCCGCCGCUUGCCUCUGCCUUGAGCAUUCUUCAUCCUGACUUCCUUCGCUUUGACGCUUUGCACCUGAGAUCGACACCCAAGGAGUGGAGCGUCCGCCGUGACGUCAUCAGCUACAACUCCGUGCUGGCGGCAUUGAAGCGUUCUGGCCAGUGGGAGAACACCCUCCACAUCAUGCAGCAGAUGCGUGCAGCUAGUGUGCCGCUGAGAACAUCGACAUUUGCCAGGGACCCAGCCGGCCUCCAUAGCGUCCUCAGAGAGCUCCAAGACCAGCAGGAACAGCGCCAGUAUGCCUCCAAAGGAGGUGUGCCAGAUGUCCGGGAAAGAGCUGCUCAGCUGGACCCAGUGCGCAUUGUGGCCAAGGAGACUGUGUCCUUUCUUUGCAGAGAAGUUCUGCAACAGCUGUCGGUGCAGCGCAUCAGUUUGUUGCACGAUGGGAGGAAACUUCUCCCCAUGCAAGAGACGGUCGGAUCCUGCUUAAAAGACGGGGAUAUGGUGAACGUCCUCGUGCGGCCCAACGCCCUCCUGCUACAGCAGGUCGACCUCGACACGGGCCUGGAAACCCAGCUGCUCGAUGGCGCACGAUGGAAGGGGGAGACGCUGGUCCUGGGAAGGGUGCUGUCCUGCGCUUCGCCGGGCUGGGACGUGGUGCCCGACAUGGAGACCAACUUUGCCGUGGAGGCAACUGUGAAGCUGAACGUGUGGCCUCAGCCUGACUGGCGAGGCAGCGUCAUCUCGCAGCAUGGAAGUGGCACAGGAUGGGAGCUUCGGCUUGGAGGACCAGGUGUGACGGCGCUCUUCACUACCGACUCCCACAAUGAGUUGAUGUUGCCGUGGAAGCUGCCCGACACGGGUGUUUGGCAUCACUUCUGCAUGAUCUACGAUGCCACGACCUGCAGGCUGUCGGUGCGGCCUGGGUGCAUGAGCAGCGUGAUACGGGGGGUGCUUGAGCUCAGGAUUCGGAGAUGA
Symbiodinium natans is the source of this 5745-nucleotide messenger RNA. The record is from the annotation of a GenBank genome assembly. Lineage: Eukaryota; Dinophyceae; Suessiales; Symbiodiniaceae.